CGUGGAAGCAGAAGAAGGAAGGAAGGAAGGCGACACUAAACCUUCAAUAGUUCGCCUUUUUUUUAAUAAUUAAAAUGGGAAUGUUACCAAUGGCGACUUUGUUCGUGCGGGCCCGGAAGUAGGACUUGUGAAGAUGCGCCCCGGAGGCAGUAAAGCGGCCCACGGCAGUGAGUGUUUACAUGGUGGCGUGUAGUCCAGGACACGGAACACACUUUGCUUUUAGUGCAAAACAAGCUUGGGAGUGGCAGCAACAUUCUUUCAACUAGUUUGUUAUUUGUAAGCGGAGUCCCACAUGGAGCCCCCCCAGCGCUACGCCCUCACCUACAUCGGCUGGUCGACGCUGGGUCGCCGCACCACGCUGCCCAUGCUCCCGUGGCUGGUGGCGGAGAUCCGGCGGAGGAGCGAGAGGGGCGACUGCGGCCCCGCCAUGCAGCCCCGGGAGGUGCAGCUGCUGCUCCACAGCCCCUUGCUCCGCUGCGUGCCCUCGUCCUCCUCCUCCUCCUCCUCCUCCUCCAACAACUACUCGGUGUUCAUCUUCGAGCACAAGGCGCAGCACAUCUCCCGCUUCCUGCACAACAGCAACGACCUCACCUACUUCGCCUACCUGCUGAGGGCCCACCCCGACAACCCCGAGGCCGAGAUGUCCUGUCACGUGUUCAAGGCCGGAGACCCAAACCUGGUGCCUGAGGUGAUCAGCAGCAUUCGCCAAGUGUCCAAAUCAGCCCUAAAGGAAGAGGCCAAACCAAAACAGGAAGCCGACGAGGCCUUCUACAACUCCCAGAAGUUUGAAGUGCUCUACUGUGGCAAGGUGACGGUGGGGCACAAGAAGGCGCCCUCCACCCUCAUUGACGACUGCGUGGAAAAGUUCCACCAGCAUGAGGUUAAGCGCAAACGCCUGAUUAAUGGCCAGAAAGGCUCCGUAGACAAGGUCCCCGUGGAGUUCACCAUCGGCGGGGAAGUAGAUCCGCUCUCGUCGACCUUGAAUGAGAAGACCGAGGAGCCAGAAGGUCUGGAAGGCGACGACUUGUUGGGCCUGUCCAGCAGCGCCAGUCAGAGCAGCCUGAGAGGAACGUUCCCCGAGUGCAUCCUGGAAGAUUCGGGCUUUCAGGAACCGCAGGAGUUCCGCACGCGCUGCAGCAGCAUGGCUGGAGGUCUGCAGAGGAAGCCCGGCGAAGGCCCCGUCGCGAAGGACCCCGUACGCCGCAGACACGCCAGCGCUCCGAACAACGUCCAGCCGUCCGAUUCGGACAAAAACCGAACCAUGCUCUUCCAGGUUGGACGUUUUGAAGUCAACCUCAUCAGUCCAGACAGCAAGACAGUGGUGCUGGAAAAGAACUUCAAAGAUAUUUCAUCUUGCUGUCAGGGUAUCAAGGAAACAGAUCAUUUUGGAUUCAUCUGUCGCGACCUGUCAGAAUCCGGCCCCAGCCAGUAUGUGUGCUUCGUCUUCCAGUGCGCCAGCGAAUCCCUGGUGGAAGAGGUGAUGCUGACCCUGAAGCAGGCCUUCAGCACAGCAGCCGCCUUGCAGAGCAGCAAGACUCAGAUCCAGUUAUGCGAGGCCUGCCCCAUGCACGACUUGCACAAGCUCUGCGAGCGCAUUGAAGGCCUCUACCCGCCACGAGCAAAGCUGGCCAUCCAGAAGUACGUCUCCCAGCUGGCUGACAAUGAGCAAGCGGACGUCUUCGAGCGACUUCAGAGACUGAAGCCCGGUUCAGACCAAGAGGAGAACGAGCUGGUCAUUCUUCAUCUCAGACAGCUUUGUGAAAGCAAGCAGAAGACGCACCUCCAUAUUGGAGAAGCCCCGCAGAACGCGUCGGCGGGGGACGCCGGAUCCACAGGCAGCCGCUUCAAAUUGGACAUCCUUAAAAAUAAAGCUCGCUCGUCCCUCACCACCUCCCUGGAGAACAUCCUGGCCAGGGGGGCCAGCCGGAUGCGAGGCCGUUUGGGAAGCAUGGGAAGCAUGAGCAGCUUUGAAAGACAGGAUGAGGAAUCGACGGGUCUGUCGCCGCCGGCGUCCCCGCCUCCUUUCCCAGACGACGACCCGGAAGCCGGCCUGCAGUUCCGUCGGCGCGCUCACACCUUCAGCCAUCCGCCCGUGAAGAAGCGCAUCUCCUUUGAAGGCCAGGUGAAGCCGGCGCCGCUCCGCCGCCAGCAGUCGGCCACCCAGGAAGCUCUGCAAAGCAGUCCCGUGGCCGUGUCGAGAACGCGCAGCGUGUCGGAGAGCCAGUCCUUCAGCCUCCCCUCCUCCUUCUCCGCUCCCACUUUCCUGAAAAGCUUUUACCAGGGCUCGCUGGGCUCCCUCAGCUCGCUGACCGACAGCGGGAGCCUCAGGAGCAUUAAUGGCGAAGGCAGGAAGAGGACGCUGUCCGGCUGCAGCAAUGACUCCGUGAGCGGCGCUUUGACCCCGACCCCCCGCAGGGUCUCCUGGAGGCAGAAGAUCUUCCUGAGGGUGGCCUCGCCCAUGAACAAGGCCUCCAUGCACCAUUCAGAGCAAUCAGACGCAAGAGAGCUGCUGCCGCUCUCGCCUCACGCCUCGCACUCAAACGAAGACCCCAUGGGUCGUCGCCUGGCGGCGGGAGAGCGUCCAAAGAGGACGCCGGCGGACUACAGGGCCUUGUGGAAGACGGCCAUUCGCCAGCAGAUCCUGCUGCUGCGCAUGGAGAAGGAGAACCAGAGACUGGAGGCGAGCAGGGAUGAGCUGCACAUCCGCAAGAUGAAGCUGAGCUACCAGGAAGUGGGCCCAGAAUCCAAAGAGGCGCUGUGGGAAAAGAAGCUGACGACGCCGGGAAGAACCACAGUCCUGCAGGACAAGGACCAGCUCUACCGUGCACUCUGCCAAGGUGUUCCCAAAAGCCGGCGUGGGGAGGUGUGGUUGCUGCUCUGCCAUCAGCACCGCCUGUGUCACAGACUUCCUCAGCGCCAACACGUCCCCGACACCCCUUAUAGGGACCUGCUCAAGCAGCUGACCGCCCAGCAACACGCCAUUCUGGUGGAUUUAGGCCGGACCUUCCCCUCCCACGAGUACUUCUCAGCCCAGCUGGGUGCAGGACAACUGUCCCUCUAUAACCUGCUGAAAGCCUACUCUCUGCUGGACACUGAGGUGGGCUACUGUCAGGGUGUCAGCUUCGUGGCGGGCGUGUUGCUGCUGCACAUGAGCGAGGAGCAGGCCUUCGACGCGCUCAAGUUCCUCAUGUACGACCUCGGCAUCAGACGCCAGUACAAGCCUGACAUGGUCUCUCUGCAGAUCCAGAUGUACCAGCUCUCCAGGCUGCUGCACGACUACCACCGGGACUUGUACAACCACCUGGAGGAGCACGAGAUCUGCCCCAGCCUGUACGCCGCGCCCUGGUUCCUCACGCUCUUCGCCUCGCAGUUUCCCCUCGGCUUCGUGUCUCGCGUCUUCGACUUCCUGUUCAUCCACGGCCCUGAGGUGGUCUUCAAGGUGGCCCUCUGUCUCCUGAGCAGCCACCAGGGGGCGAUAGUGGAGUGCGACAGCUUCGAGAGCAUCGUGGACUACCUGAAGAGCAAGCUUCCCACGCUCACGCACGCCCAGAUGGAGCAGACCAUCGCCAAGGUGAUGGAGAUGGACAUCUCCAAGCAGCUCCACACGUACGAGGUGGAGUAUCUCGUGCUGCAGGACGAGAUGCUGGAAAGCAGCGCGCCGCAGGCCGACGACUCGGACCGCUUGGAGAAGCUGGAGAAAACCAACGCGCAGCUGAAGAAGCAGAACAUGGAUCUGCUGGAAAAACUUCAGGCGGCCCGGCAGAAGAUCCAAACCCUGGAGACCAACGUGGACAACUUCCUGUCUCGCGAGAGCAAAAUGAAGCACGUGAUCCGCUCGCUGGAGCAGGAGAGGGCGUCCCAGCAGAGGACCAUCGAGCGCAUGCGCUCCUGCCUGCCCCCCGACGCCCUGACAGAUGUGGAGAUGACCCACAUCAGAGCGGGACCCAACGGGAAAGCCAAACCUGGCGCCAAGAAGCCGUGAUGAGUUCAAAGCCGGGCGGACAGUAGGAAUCCUCACUACACUCGCAGGGCUCGUUAUUGCACUUACAAGUACAGUGGAACCUCUAAGGCCAAAUUGCGGAAAUAAUCUGUUCCGGGGUCAAACUGGGCUCGCCGUAAAACCGAAAAAUUGUUUUCCUGUCAAAACAAAACGUAGGGUCCAUUUUGUACCUUUUUGUUGGUGCUUUUAAUACAGAAUGGGCAAAAAUGACCGCCUUAAAAGGGACUAUAUUGUUCUAACAAUCUCAACUUUAAAAACACAGAAAAUGCAACAUUUCGCCGCUUUUGCCUUCUUACACAGACCCCCAGCAACUUGGUGCAGUCCUUUUCCGCACGGGUGUUGACCUCGCGAGCUGCUCAAUUGCCGGAACCAUUUUCUACCUUUCCCGUGUCAUGGGUGCCUUUCGUACAGAACAGUCACAUGAAGGCGAAUUGCAUCUUUUUUUUUUUAUUUAUCAAUCAAAGUGUCAAGCAAGUGCAAAAAGAAGUGAACUCUUUUGGAAAUGGAAUAAAUGUAGCAAAACAACAACAUAACAAAAGAUAAGUAGCACUAGCUGGGCUUUGCUCAUUCCCCCCCCCCAACUCUAAUCUGCUUUCCAACAGUACCACAUUUUAGGGGGGGGCUCAAAAAAUUCAAUUUAAUCAUUCAGAUUCUAAAUCGCUUUCAUAAAUACAUUUGUAAAAAAUGUAAGAAUUAAAAAAAAUGGAUUAGAUAGGGAAAAAAUCGAUUUAAAAGAGAGAAAAAAAUUCCUUUCACACUCAAAUCGCGAGUUUUAAUCAUUCAGAUUCUAAAUCACUUUCAUAAAUACAUUUGUAAAAAAUUUAAGAAUUAAAAAAAAUAGAUUAGAUAGGGAAAAAAAUCGAUUUAAAAGAGAGAAAAAAAUGCCUUUUUAAAAAAAAUAUAUAUUUUUUUUUAAUAUGAUUUGUUUUUAUCAUUUUUUUUAGGCCAUCCAAGAGGAGCUUUCAUAACCGCUUUUAAAAAGACAAUUUUUGUACCAAUUAAUUGACUGCAAGGAAUUGGUUUGAAUGAAGAAUGGAUUCAGCCGUGUGGACUCUUAGAAAAGGCUUGAUCAAGUGAAAGUACACAGAAAAGAAAUGGGAGGGAUGAAAAAGACUUAACCUUUCACAGACUCAUUUGACUUAAUUAUUAGUUUUUAAAUUCAUUAAAUCAAGCACAAGUUGAGCGACGCGGACACGUUUGUUACUGGAUACUUUCUAUUGCUGCCUUGGAGACUUUGCAUGUGUCAGUGAUAUACAACAUUCAUUAUUUGUGUAUAUAUUGACACGUGUAUUAUUGUUCAAUUAAGGACGCUAGCCUGCGUGCUAUUUUGUGCUCAGCUGUUGCGUAGCUGCGAGUUAUUACUUCAGCUUUUUCUAAAUAUAAGAAAAGACCCAUUUAUGCGUGCUAAGCAGCUUUCUUUGCACAACUAAAUCCGCUGCAGGGCUGCUUGUAUCGCAGCCGAUAUCAUUCCGGUACUUGUUUUUUUUUUUUUGCUGAUAUCACACCGGUGUCGAUAUCGAUUGGGACACCCUUAUUCUUAUUUAUCAUACGAGCGUUAAGCUUGAUCAAGUCAAAGUACUCGGAAAAGAAAUGGUAGGGAUGAAAAAGGCUAACCUUUCACAGACUCAUUUGACUUAAUUAUUAGUUUUUAAAUUCAUUAAAUCAAGCACAAGUUGAGCGACGCGGACACGUUUGUUACUGGAUACUUUCUAUUGCUGACUUGGAGACUUUGCAUGUGUCAGUGAUAUACAACAUUCAUUAUUUGUGUAUAUAUUGACACGUGUAUUAUUGUUCAAUUUAGGACGCUAGCCUGCGUGCUAUUUUGUGCUCAGCUGUUGCGUAGCUGCGAGUUAUUACUUCAGCUUUUUCAAAUACAAGAAAAGAGCCAUUUUGCGUGCUAAGCAGCUUUCUUUGCACGACUAAAUCCGCUGCAGGGCUGCUUGUAUCGCAGCCGAUAUCAUUCCGGUACUUGUUUUUUUUUUUUGCUGAUAUCACACCGGUGUCGAUAUCGAUUGGGACACCCUUAUUCUUAUUUAUCAUACCAGUGUUAAAGAAGUUAAAAAUCAAAUACAUCUUUGAAACAUUCUCAAAUGUAAAAACUUAUUUUGGGAGUGGAAUCAAUGGAGAGAGAAAAAAAAACGGCUUUUCUUGACGUCUGCAAUCAUUUGACUUGUUGUUACAGACAAAAGCCAAAGAUAAAGCAAACGUUACGUUGAGUUUAGAGCUAGCUGACGUUGCAAAAGGCACAAAAAUCCAAAGAAAUCAUUUUUAAGUAUGUCGUCCAUCCUUUUGGAGGAAGCGUCUCAAAAAAAUGCCAAAGAAAACGUUUCAUCGUUCGAUUGCUUUUUGCUUUUGUGAAAUUGUGUCAGAUUUCAUUUGACUUUAGAAGUUCCACUGUAACUUUUUUUCCUAGCAGAAUGUUCCUCAGCUGCCCAAAGUGACGAUCCACUUUGCCCCCCUGCUGGCCAAACUGUGUACUGCCAUACCAACAUCGGCCAUUCGGCUUUAAUUUUUUUUUCUUUUCAAAGUGACUUGUCACAAACGCUAACUGAAAGUUUGAGCGUUAUCAGACAGUCGGCUUGUCUCCUCCUGAGGAGGAAGUGUCUCUUUGCAAAAGCACAGACAGGAUGUGAGGUCGUCUGCCUCGCCGGCUUCCUGUGUGACUGACCGCAGUGUCGCCUGGAGACGCACCGCUCGAGUUUGCUCCUUUUUCUCAAACUCGGGCGGCGUUAAAAGAAUUUGAAAGCGGUCGUCGGGUGAAAUGGAGUGCAGUGUUUGGCUGCGACCAGCAGAGGCGCUGUCGCUUCAGUCUCCGGGGUGUCCAAACAUCUCACGUCAGAACUUUUAAUGUCUUCCGUUGUUUUUAUUAUGUUUGAUGUAUUAAAGCCGCACUUCAAGGAAAUAACAAAAUGUCGAUACGGUAAGAUCAAAUCUUGUAAAAGUAUGAGGAAAAAUAUCAUUUUUAGUUAGAGAUGUCCGAUAAUUACGGCCUGCCGAUAUAUGCUUUAAAAUGUAAUAUCGGAAAUUAUCGGUAUCGUUUUUUUUAUUAUCGGUAUCGUUUUUUUUUUUUUUUUUUUUUUUUUUUUUAUUAAAUCAACAUAAAAAAACACAAGAUACACUUACAAUUAGUGCACCAACCCAAAAAACCUCCCUCCCCCAUUUACACUCAUUCACACAAAAGGGUUGUUUCUUUCUGUUAUUAAUAUUGUGGUUCCUACAUUAUA
Nerophis lumbriciformis (worm pipefish) is the source of this 7224-nucleotide messenger RNA. RefSeq names its product TBC1 domain family, member 4 (gene tbc1d4). Lineage: Eukaryota; Metazoa; Chordata; Actinopteri; Syngnathiformes; Syngnathidae. The record is from RefSeq and is a predicted model, not a curated record.